CCCACAGAGCAGUCGCAGCCAUUUUACUCCGCCAAAUAAACUUCAAUCUCAUUGCUGGAGGAAACAAAAUCACACAGGACGACGUUGUUGUCAUUAUGGAUAAAUCGCAAUGAACGUCAUCUCGGACGUCCGGGGAUUUCCGGGGUUACCUUGUUCCACCCCACUGCAGGCUAUACUCUUUGGUAUCAGUUCUAUCUAAUGUUGUGGCUGGUAGUGAUGGGUCGUUCGCGAAAGAUCCAGCUCCUCCAGCCGGCUCUGAAGUAAACGAUCAGGUAGCAACCUCACUCAACCUAAAGGACUGCGACCUACGUACCUGCCGCUUCCUUGGGACAUCUUCGUUAUCCCCAAUUUUCUCCUGAAGCAGGAUGGAGUCCCAGUCUUCCCUGGGGCACCUCGUGUCAGAAGGGAUGUGUCUGCUGGUUCCCAGUCCCCAGAGUGAAGCAGUGACCCAUGACAUGGAGGAGUUGUCACUGCAGCCCAACCAGGGCCUGCUGCCGCUCAACGAACGCAAAAACGUUCUGCAGCUGAGACUUCAGCAAAGACGAACUCGUGAGCAGUUGGUGGAUCAGGGCAUCAUGCCACCCCUCAAGAGUCCGGCUGCAUUCCAUGGGCAGAUUCGCAGCUUGGAGAGAGCCAGGACGGAGAAUUUUCUUAAACACAAGAUCCGCAGUCGUCCAGAGAGAGCAGAACUGGUCAGGAUGCACAUCUUGCAAGAGACUGGAGCUGAGCCGUCACUACAGGCCACCCAGAUGAAGCUAAAGAGGGCCCGAUUGGCUGACAACUUGAAUGAGAAAAUUGCCCAGAGACCUGGUCCCAUGGAGCUUGUAGAGAAGAACAUCAUACCUGUGGAUUCCAACCUUAAACAGGUCAUAAUAGGACAGGUGAAUUAUCACAAAGUCUUGGAUGAGGACAGUAGUGAUGCCCUGUCCCCAGAGCAGCCCGCCAGCCAAGAAUCUCAGAGCUCUAUCCCCUCACCUGUGGAGGGCAAAGGCCCAGAACCCCCAUCUCCAGCUCCACUUCCUCCUAGUAUCCUGAAGUCCCACCCAGCUGCUAUACAAUCCACUACCGACAAGAUCAAGGUAAUUGCUACUAAUGAGCAGCCUGCAAGCCGCCCAGCCAUUUCUCCGGCUCAACCAGUCACUCCAGUCACUCCCUCCAAGCCGGGCCCAACACUGGUGAAACAAAGCCAGCAGAAGCUGCCUUCUGAGAAGAGCCGCAGUAAAAAAGGCAAGGAGGCCAAGCCCAGAGUGAAAAAGCUCAAGUACCACCAGUAUGUUCCACCAGACCAGAAGCAGGAGGCCUGUGAGUCCCAGAUGGACUCCUCCUAUGCCAGACUUCUACAGCAACAGCAGUUGUUCCUCCAACUGCAGAUCCUCAGCCAGCAACAGCAGCACUACAACUAUCAGACUAUUUUACCGGCCCCACUCAAACCCGUAACAGAGGGCCAGAGCGGCAGUCCUAACGCCCUACCGACCUCCAUCGUUGUUUCUUUGCCCACUGCACCUCCGCCGCCCCCAAUGCCUCUGGCACGGCAGAACAACUCAUUAUUGAACCGCAAGCCCGGAGUCCUGCCUGCCAACCUGGAGGAGAUGAAGGUGGCUGAGCUUAAGCUGGAGCUAAAGCUGCGUGGCCUCCCGGUGUCAGGAACUAAAACUGAUCUGAUAGAAAGACUGAAGCCUUUCCAGGAUAGUCCCAGUUCCUCUGCUUCGGCCACUAUUCCCUCACCUGCCACAACCACUCUCACCGCCGUCCCCAUGGAGAUCAUCACCACCACUACCAGUCCUGCCGUUGCCCAUCCACCCCAGCAGCUGGCCUCUGAGAUCAUAAGCUCGACACCUCCAGUCUCCCCCACUCCGAGUGAUCCCUUCACCUUCCAGCAGGAUGUAGGCAUGUCAGAGGCUAAUUGUGAGCCACAGUUGUUAUGCCCAGCAGGACCAGGGACCACGCCUCUCCCUUCCUUCCCUGUCCCAGAGAAGGACAGGAGGCUCCAUGAGAAGGAGCGACAGAUUGAAGAGUUAAUGAGGAAGCUUGAGCAGGAGCAGAAGUUGGUGGAGGAGCUGAAGAUGCAGCUGGAGGUAGAGAAGAGGAGUCAGAGCAGCUGUACAACAGACUCACAAUCUUUUGCCUCCAACCUCACCACAGUUUCAUGUUCUCUAAAUCCUGUUAAACUGGAGAAACCAGUCGUGUCAAACUGCUCUCCAGCUUCCUUUCCUAACUCUAUCUUGGGCUCCCAGACUCUCACAAACCCGCUGCAAACUGUGGUAAAGUUGGAGGACGUGACUGUUUGUUCUGGCAAACCCAUCCAGCUGCAGCCUCAAACUCAGCUUAUCACACAUAGCCAGGCCCAAGUAACCACCAGCCCACAGCCUGUCCACCAGUCCCAGAGAAGCCCCAAACUCAAAACCCAGCCGCAAUCCAAACCCACCGCCCCCAGCCUGCAGCAGUUCUUUGUCAGCCACCCUGGUGGGGUGUCGCAGGUGCUCGGUCAACCCCAGACCUUGCUAACGACAUCUGGUCAACCCCAGACUCUACUGACCACAACUGGCCAGACUGGAACUCAGAUUCUGCUCCCUGUGUCACUGGCCAACAACACAACCACCAUCCAGCUGCCGAGCACGACUGUCAGCCUGCAGCCUCUCCUUCAGGCAACUGUCUCAAAUCCAGGCCUCGUCCAGGCCUCCAUUCCGCAGCUGCAGACAACCAAGAUGGAGACAUCCCCCAGUCAGCAGUUAGCCAACCACAACUCAUUGCUGCAGACUUUAACAAUGUCCAAUAAUAUGAUUGACCUGGAGAACCACACAAGGCCUGAGAUAAAUCCCCAGUGUUUCUUGAGGAACUCACCAGAGAGCAGGGCCUCUCCUCGGGCCUCGCCCAAUCACAUCUCUAAUGGGCCACUCAACAAGUCUUCCCCUGCAUCCCAGCCGACCUUGAUCCUGCAGCCUGCAUCUUUGCUUUCUCAGCUUCCCAAGACAAGAGAGCCUCCUCGCUAUGAAGAGGCCGUCAAACAGAGCCGCAACAUGCACAUAAACAGUGUUUCACAGGCUCCCACGGCAACCAGUCAGCAGAUGGAUGACCUGUUUGACAUUCUCAUACAGAGUGGAGAAAUUACUCCAUUUAUCCAGCAUGAGCCUCCAAUGUCUCUCACUAAGAGCCACCCAGUCACAGCCAACAUCACCACCCUUCCAGUCAACACCGCCCUCUCCAGGCACCCUCCACAGAUCCAGGUGGCCCCUCCUCCCACGCUGAGUCCCGCCAUCGACCCCAGCCUGCCCAACCUCUCCUCGCUGGCCACUGACAAUCAGCUGGAGGCCUUCCUGGAGAGGACGCUGACCGACACGCCGUCUGCAUCGGACCCGCGCACCCAAGGCCUGGUGGAGGAGCUGCAGGCACAGCUAAUGGACCAGCAGCCCUACUCGCCCAUGGACACAUCCGACCUGUCCUUCUGCGACUCCUCUCCCCCCUCCUCACUCAACAUGGGCCUAUCUGACCCAGUGCUGGACAACAUGGAGUGGUUGGACCUCACCAUGCCCCCAGGUCCAGGUGCUCUCACGCCCCUUGGGAUCCCUACGGACUUCCUGGACUCGCAUGACCUGCAGUUGCACUGGGAUUGAUGCAUGAGUGCAAGAAGCUGGAGAAGAGAAGCUGAGUAGAGGUAGAGAAGAAAGAAACCCAAAGCAUCAGUAAUAUUCCCACUACACCACAGUAAGAGCCUCUGUACAGGCAGUGCACUGAUUUACUUCAAGCAGGAGUUUGCACAGCUUUAAAUGAUGUCAUCACUUAGGUGGUUGCGAUAACGUGUAGGAUUGCGAUUGGGUAAAAAAGGGUUUGAAAUAUGGAUCUGACUGUUUUAGAGGCUGAUGUCAUGAUUGUUUAAAAUGCCAGGAAGAGGCGGAGCCAGAUGAGUUUUGGUAGCAUGGACUAUAUCCUGGCUCAUAUCCAUCACUAAAAUCAUCAGUGGUCACUGCUAUGUAAUGUCAGGUCACUGUAACACCGUGACAGUGGGGCCUGUGAAAGUAAUAAACCAUCAGGCGAUAUUGACCCCUUCCAGACUCGAUCACUGAAGCUCUGGAGAGAUUAGGCCUAAUCCAUCCUAUCGUGCAUGUUUUGCUGACUAAUCUGAUAUGCUCUAUCAGAUGUGACUUGUUACAGCUGUCACCACGCUGGUGAACCAAUGACUACAUCACGAACAAAAGACUACAAGCGUAGGGCGAGGGAGGACGCUCUGAUGACGUGAGAGCUAUGCACUAAAGAGGUCUGGCGUGGCUGCGCUCACCUCAGAACUGGGUAAUGUGAACUCUGCAUAUCACAAGUUGCUACGAAACGAUUGAUUGCGGUCACCGCCACACGGGAUCACAAGGCGGAUCGUCUUCAGAGUUUUGUCGCCGAGUGUCUUUUAUUUUUUGAAUGUAUUCUGCAAAGAUGACAAAAAAAUCUGAUUUUACUCGUAAUAGCGGCAGCUUUUGUAACAGUGGAAAGGGAACACAUUCAUACAUAACAUUUUAAGUGUGGAUUAAACAAGGCACAUCAAUCCAUAGCUUAACUGUACUGCAGUAUCCCCGCACUGUGUGUGUGCGUGUGUGUGUGUGUGUGUGGGUCCACCAUCAAGUCAUGUGACCAAGCAUCAUUUGCAGGAAUGACAAUACAGUGGAACCUCUAAGGUUGAAAACAAUGGUACAAUAAUCCCUCGUUUAUCGCAGUUAAUCGGUUCCAGACCCAACCGUGAUAAGUGAAUUUCUGCCAUGUAAGUACUUCUACUUUAAAUGGAAUAUUUCCGUAGUUAUGGCAUAUAAAACCUGUUUACGGCCUUCUAAAUACAGGUUUUAACAUGAUUAGAGCUCUCUAGACAUGAAAUUACAUCACUAUAAUCAUCUUUACACUCAUAAUAAUCAUUAUAGUAGAUAUAAUCUAUAUUGCUUUUUAUGAGCCAUUUUAGACAUAAAUAAUGUAUAAAAUAUAUAAAUAACUCGUGUUCGUUGCAAUAAAUGUGUUUUGUAUGUGUGGACAGGAAGUGACGACGAGGGUUCAGAGUUGAGUUUUAGCAGGAUUAUGGUCACAAUAUUGAAUAUCGCUCCCUCACUCUUGCUGUUAUUCAAAAAUGCUGUUUUGUGGUUGAUUAUGGCCCCUUAGUUCUAUGUAGUAUUCUGGCCACGAGGUGUCAGUAACACAACAUUGAUGAGACAUGACAUUACAUCACAUUACCAUCACACUGCAUGUGGUCAGCCAUGGCCACGUGAUACAGUGUCCAACAUGAGAGAGUGAAAAGAAGUUCUCCUCCCUUCCCGUGUGGAAGUGGUAGGUUUUUGGCUUCUUACUUUGUCUUGUCCCCACUCCGUUUGAAACCCUUUCUUAAGUUUAGAAUAAGUAAAUUGGAGGCUAACUAGCAAGCUCGCUAGUGUGCCAUGCAGCCGUGGAUGUCUAUUGUGUCCCUGCAGUGUACAUUAGAAAUGUGGUGUAAACAAAGAAUAACAGGAGUGUAAAGGUGACACAGGGGUGUUAUUUCAUAUGUACAUGGUGCUAAUAAUGGUUAAAAAAAAUGUUAUUAAUAUUGAAUCCUACUUUGUGGAAAUCCAGUUCACGAGGGACGACUGUAUAUUCAAACCUGCAAUAAAAGCCUGUUGUUCUGGCGAUCAAGUCUGGUGCUGGUAUGUUUCACCCAGUGACCAGUGUAGAAUACUGCAUAUCACAAUUUAAAGGCAUCUUCUUAAUGCCUUAUAUUUGUUUUUUGUGCCUGAAAAUGCUUAAUUGAGGCAAAAAAAAAAAUACAUAACUUGUGCUUAAAUAUGCAUAUUUUUUGUUUUCCUAAUAGGCUAUAUUCAACCACAAAACAGCAUGAUUUAUUCAUGUAUUUCUAACCAUGAUAGAGUGAAGCCAUGAAAUUAGAAAUUUGUCAUGUGGUGAGGGACGACUGUAAACGAUGUAGGCGUAGCGUUUGUGGAAGCGCACCUUCAUGCAUCGUACUGUUUAGCGUUGUCUGUCAGGUGUAAAAAGAAGUUCAUGGCUGUUUAGUAGAAUUUACAAAGGCUACCCCACUUUGUUGCCUGUCUGGAAGCUAUUGGACUAAGUGGCGUGCACUACUUGCCUGCAACCAGUAGAGGCGCUGUUGAUUCAGGCUCAAUUAGUUUGCUGUCUAAAGAACAAUAGCAUGACAUUAUUUGCAUUUUUAAUUUGGAGGUUCCACUGUAGUCUAAAAUGAGAAUGGCUGGCGAAGUCAUCUAAUUGUUGUCAAAUUCAGCUGGUGUGGCCGCGCGAGAGAGUUGCAUGAGCUUUGUGCCGUCUUCCCGUCUUUGUGCGUUUGCGUCGUCGUCUUCUUGUGCACGGCUGUUCACACGUUACGGUGUUCCACCCCUGCCUCAGCCUACUUGUGUGUGCUCGUACCAUCCAAUCCUUCGUUACCGAGGGAGGACAUAUCGACUGUUCUCUCGGCUGUUGUGUGGUCCAAACACAAAGAAGAGGGCUUAAAAUGAUUGUCUGCAUCAUAUCUAAACAUUGAGCUUUUCUUCUGUAUCUUGUUGCAUACAUUCAGUUGAGUCGUCUUACCUGAGUCAUACAAAUCACGUCUUCUGUUCUUACGUCCAUCACCACAAGAGGGCGUCGCCACUCACUGCUUUAGGUUUCCACAUGAAGACAUGAUGACGCUUAGAGGCUUUUGUCAGUGCUGUAUGCUCCUAACAGUCACACACACACACACGCUGUGCACAAAAGCACCCCGCCGGAAAAAGUUGAGCCAACCCCAGCAUUGGAUCUUACUCAUGAGUUGAUAUUCUUGUUUGUUUGUUUGUAAGGGUGUCAAAUUGAAUGCUCUGUGGCCAAAAAACGGCAUUGGAAUAUAUUAUCGCUUUUUAAUUUCUAUUUAUCACUUAUUUUCAGGUUGACAAAAACACAUAAUUGUGUUUUUUUUUGUGUGUCUGUUUUUAUUAAAAUGACUUUGGUUUGCGUUUUCUUUGUUCUAAUGAUAAUGUAUAUUUUGUUUGUGAUAUCGGCCCUCUCGGCUGCAGUGGUGCUGGUGGUGGGAGCCUCACUGGCCAGUUAAGGACAGCUCAUACUCAUACUUUACUGUAGUGAUAACAGCUGCGCCUUUUUAUGUACUGUACUUUAAUACAUAGUAAAUACAUUCAAAAGAACUACAUAGUUGCUCUUACCUUCCCCAUACUCACUGCACAGUUUAUCGCCAUGGUCAUUUUGCAAUAUGGAUUCCGACUAUUCUGGGAUGUAAAAUGAAGCACAGGCGCUCCUCCUCCACACACCCCCACCCCAUUGCCUCUUGUUUGUAUGCCAUACGUUUUGCACAUUGUGUACAUAUUUCUAUAGAUGUAAUGCAUAUUUUUAUACAUGUGUAGAAUUCAUGGGCUCUCUAUUUUGUAAAUACUACAAAAGCUGUAAUGCCUUUUAUGUGACAAUAAAAACAAAAUGGGUGUACCGUACUAUGAACGGGCUUGGUGUGCUUUUCAAAGUGUCUGAUUCAGAGUUGCACUCAAAAUACAAGAGCUGUUUGUGGCGUGUGUUGCUUUUUUACAACACCCAUUCAAAAAAGUAUGACUUUCCAUUUAAUCUUCACA
Molecule: messenger RNA, 7556 nt
Organism: Dunckerocampus dactyliophorus (ringed pipefish)
Lineage: Eukaryota; Metazoa; Chordata; Actinopteri; Syngnathiformes; Syngnathidae
Gene: mrtfba
Product: myocardin related transcription factor Ba
Exons: 17
Coding region: 366-3611 (1081 amino acids)
Biological process (GO): smooth muscle cell differentiation
Source: RefSeq, a predicted model, not a curated record